UGUUCAGCGUAAGUGCCAAGGUCCUGCUGUCAGCGCGCUGGGCCGACCUGAUUCACCAACACUGAUGACGAUCUGCUGACUGUGCAGCUGAAUUCCAGGUUUCACUUUUGACUAGCGGAAAGAAUGUCGGAAAGGGCCGAGGCUGACGUCAGCGCGGAGCCGCGCCGAGCGGGCAGGCCGCCGAGGCAGCAGCGGGGAGAGGGCGCCACAGCAAUGGCGACCGGCGCCGAGCGCGGCUCCCUUCCCAGUCCGGACAGAAUACUGGGGCAGUCCUGGAGCAGCUGGGUCGACGCUGUGAAACUCCACGGGAACGACGGUGCAGAAUCGGAAGAAAGUUUCAAAGAGUGCGGGAAAAAUCGAGAAGCCAUGCGUCUGUGCAGAGACGAUAUGCCCAUAUUUGGCCAGUGUCCUGCACAGGAUGACUUUUACCUGGUGAUGUGCAGCCACUGUAGUCAGGUAGUCAAACCCCAGGCCUUCCACGCACACUAUGAGAGAAGACACGGCUCCAUGAGCAAGCUCUCGUCCUCCACUGCUUACUCGCUCCCUGGCUUCUCCUCCCGGGGGCGGAGCGGGGGUGGGGCUGGGGGUGGGGCUGGGAGCAGGCCCCUGGGAGCCCCCUCAGCCAAAGAGAAGCUGCCUCACCGCAAGUCCCACUUCCCCUUGAAGAUGCUUCACAAUGACAUUUUGACCCCAGCCGUCCGAGUGGAGAAGAUCCAUCUGAAGGUGGAGUACCCGUCCUCCAGACAUACCCAUGUACCUGUCUCGUCCUCCUCGUCCUCCGUUACUGUGAGCUCGUCCCCUACAAAGCCAGGCCUUAAUACCCCGUCAGUACCAAAGGGUCAGCUGCUGGCACUGGGUCACAUCCCCAACGGGAAGGGCCACCCAGCCCCUCCGGAUAAGAAGCAGGACAACAGCACCAGUGUCAGCAGCAGACGACUGUACAGGAGACCGCUAGAACGCGAGUUUAAUCCUGAUGUCCAUUGUGGAGUUUUGGAUAUAGGAGCCCGUAAGCCAUGCACAAGAUCCUUAACAUGCAAGACACAUUCCUUAAGCCAGAGGAGGGCGGUACCAGGGCGGAGUUUUGAUGCGUUGCUGGCGGAGCACAAAGGCCGCGUGCGAGACAAGGAGCUGCAGCACAGGGCCGAGCCCGCCCUGCAGGCCGCACCCCUCAGGGAUCCUCCGCCCCUGUCUCGCCUCUCACAGGACGCCCACCACCACCUGCCACCCCACAGCAACAGUGUUGCCGCUGAAACUCCCAAGCCUGUCGCGCUCGGCAAACCCAAACCUCACAAUCACGGUCUUCCGCGUCUGAGCAGUGGCAGCGCCCACACUGGGCUGAUUGGGUCAGGUGACCCUGCUACGGCCCAUGACCUGACCCAGCACCCCCACACUGCCCCCACGCCCAACGGGGCGUGCCGUCUGUCCAGCGACGAGGGCGAGGCGGAGGAUAGAGAGGAUGCUGUGGACAAACUGGACUGCCACUUUUCAGGGUACCACCCGAGACCGGCUUCGUACUGCACUUUCGGCAGCCGCCAGUUCAGCAGGAGCUGUUUUGCCUUUGACCGCCGCUGGAAUCGGGUCCGAUGUGCGCUUGCGGCCAUGAUGGACAAACACGUCAACUCGUUGAUGUGGAGGAAAAUCCCUCUGGUGCCGGAAAAUUCAUUCGCGUCAGCGAUGACGUCGUCUCACCGGUCAAACUCCUCAUCCUUCUCUUCUGGCUUCCUUAGCCCCUCCCCUCCGCUGCCCUACGGCCAGUCGUACGACAGCAAGCCCGUGCUGUCAUACGGGACCACCCUGAACGCCCGGGCCACGUCCCAAAGGGUGGGAGAGCAGCUCGCCUACAGCAGUAGCAGCUCGUCCAGACAAGUGUCCUCAUCGUCACCCCAGAUGCCUUCAGUCCUCUCCUGCUCGCUGCCCUACACACAGGGCUCUGGCAAGCCCAACAAGUCCCGCCCCGGAACCAAGUCCUUCCGGGUCAGGGAGUCCUCUUCAGCCCCUCCGGCGAGCUCUGUUGCUAACAGCGGCAGCGUGGUGCGCGUGGGGGCUGUUGGCCUCGGCUCGGGAAAGAAGCGCAAAACCAGCUCUCUGCUCACGCCACACGGCACCUACAACGCCGAGCCUUCGUCUUCGUCGUCCUUCAGGAAGAACUGUGCGGUGAACUCUGGCACCUCAGGGAGCAGCUUCCCUUCCUCAAUCACCUCCACCGCUCCCUCGUCCUCCUUUUCCUCCCACGGCGCAAGCGGCACACCUGGCCGGCGGCAGGAGGCGUCGUCCCGUGGGGCGGCGCCAUCCGGCCCCGCCGAACCAAUCAAACGCAUGAGUGUUGUGAUGAACAGCAGCGAUUCGACGCUCUCGCUGGGACCGUUCGUGCACCAGGGCGGCGAUGGACCUCGUCUCGAUAACAAGAGGAGGAAGAGCUCGCCUGUCAGCACUGGCUCCGCUGGCGCAGGGACCUGUGCAGCACCUGGAGGGGGAGGCGCUCCGCCGCCUGGCAGACCCAGAAUGGCCAAGUCUCCGGCAGUCACCAACAACCUCCAUGGCAAACACACACGGCCCGGUCCAGGAGCACCAGGCCUUGCCAACAGCUCACUAAUACAUCAGCCUAAGACCCGCCCCUGACACAGGUGGGCCGGCACUGGGGGUGUGGAGCGGCCCGGAGCUCGGCGGGCCCCCAAGCGCCCGUCACGCCGCACCGCAUGAGGCCUUCUUCUCCUCCAGCUACUCCUCUUCCUCUCAGCUUCCCACAAUCCUCAGGGCGGAGGGCGCGCUGGGUGGCUCAGUGACGGUCAGCUGCUUGCUCCAGCCGCAAAGGGGUGUGGUGCGGUAGUGGUAGGCCCCACCCCUGGAGGUGGAGCGGGUGGGGGUUAUGCAGAGGUCCCGAUAAGGGCUGGUAUGAGCGGCGCACAUCGUCACAACAAAGCAUCAGAGGAACUUGAUGAUUGAUGUACGCGAAACGGAGUGUUUCUGCUGAUCUCUUCCGCAUGUGUGGGUGUGUGCGUGUGUUAAAGUGUGUGUUUGUGUGGGUCCGGGUAGAUGAUACCGGAAUACUGGAAAUGGAAUUCUGUGCAGCAUGAACUCUUAAGUGCUUGUGGACGUGUCGAGGGAAAGGAGAGAGAUCUGGAGUCUCGAUGUGAAAAACGCAGUCGUGUUUAGUUGAACAGAUUUACAGUAAACACAUUGAUUGGUGGAAUUUAAAAAAUAAACCAAUAUAGACCACUUUACUCUCCACGGAGAGACGGAAGGGUCGUCUCAGUCAAGCAUCCAAACUGAAUAAUCGAAAUUCCAAAAAUACUUGAGCAGUUUGAGUCUUAGUGAUUCUUUAGAAGGUUUUUUUUGUUUUGUUUCUGCACUUCAAGUAGCAGCUUUGGAGCAUCGAGAAUCCAUCACUGCAGCUGCACUUCUACCAGCAAAAUGGUAUUAAUUAUUGAUUUUAUCCACGUGUGAAGCGGUUCAUUUAUCCAUGCCUGGUGCUCCUCGACACAGGACCUUCUGGAGAGGUGCUCUUCCAGGUCCUUCUUUCUAGGCUGCAUUUCAUUUCAUUCAGAUUGUGUAAUCCUCCCAGUGAUGUCUCAUCCUUCUGAAAUAUGACUUGAGAAAACAGCUUUGCUAUGAAUAAGCACUGAUGGUAGUAUUUGCCUUGAAACAACAUUGUUAGUCUUACCACAUACCUUCAGCUGUCUGCGCUGCGAUGUCAAACAUCCUGUCUGUUUCUCUGAAUACACUAAAAACUUAAUUCUGAAGGUUUGGGGGAAGGUGUUCAACCCCCAGACGGGUUUGACACAUUAGAGUGAGACCCACGCCACACUAAAGUCUACACUGCACAGGUCUGAGGCUGUCAACACCUUUUAUAGUAACCUGAAGCUGCUUCCUAUAAGAGGCUUACUGCUGAUCCAGUGGUUCUUGAUGGAGGCUUUAACAGAGCGCCACACACACACACGCGCGCACACACACACACACACACA
Molecule: messenger RNA, 3962 nt
Organism: Electrophorus electricus (electric eel)
Lineage: Eukaryota; Metazoa; Chordata; Actinopteri; Gymnotiformes; Gymnotidae
Gene: atxn7
Product: ataxin 7
Source: RefSeq, a predicted model, not a curated record